CCGGCGGCCCCGAGAUAAAGGCACGGGAAGCGGAGCCGGCUGGAGCCGCAGCGGAGGGCGCUCGGGUUUAGCGGAGGAGCGAGCCGGCUCAGCGGCCGGGGGACGAGCCAGCCCCGCCGGCUCCCCCCCACUCCGGCUCCCGGACCCUCCCCGCCCUCUGCUCGCCCGCUUGAAAAGUUUUGCCCGGGGAGCGCGGCGGUGCCGGGGCGCCCGCCAGCCUCAGCCCGCCAUGGGUGCUGCCCCCCCGGCCCGCCCUCGCCGGCGCUAGGGCAGGGCGCGGAGGAGAGGGAAGGAGCGGAGCCGGCAUGGGCAGGAGCCCGCCGCGGGGCUGAGCGGCGCUCCGGAGCGAGGUGUGCCUGUGAAGCUCGGCGAUGGCGCGUCCGCAGCGGGCGGCGGGCGGGGAGAGCUAGCGGCGUCGGCGGAGCCCCCCGGAGCCGCGCCCGGGACGUGUCCCCGUCUCUUCGGCAUGGCGGGGGCUGCCCGCGGCGGCGGGCCCCGUUGCCCGACUGUCAGCCUGCUCCUGGGAGCCCUGCUCUGCGGAGUGGCAGAGUGUCGAGGGGUCUUGGACAGUAAUCAGAGAUUUUCUUCAUUACCAACAUACCUACCUGUGAGCUAUCGGGUCUUCAGUGCUGAGACAUCUUUCUUUCUCAAAGAAGCCAACCAGGACUUUAUGAGAAAUUCCAGCUUGCAGUCCAGGGUGGAAUCGUUCUUCCCAUAUAAAGCCAAGAGACCACCUAUAUUAAAUGCCAGCUAUGGACCUUUCUCCGUUGAGCAAGUUGUGCCCCAGGACCUAAUGUUAACGUCCAACUUUUUUGGAUCUGCCAACAAGUUUACUUAUAACUGGAAACUUCAGGCCUACAUAAUGAGCAACAAAAUUUACCUGAGCAAACCCAAAGUCCAGGUCCUGUUCUACAUUGUGGGCAGGGACUGGGAUGACUACAGCACCACGGAAUGGCUGCCCUGCCUGCGGGUGUUUGCCUUUCGAGAGACGCGGGAAGUCAGAGGCAGCUGCAGGCUGAAAGGGGAUCUGGGGUUGUGUGUGGCAGAGCUGGAGCUCCUGCCAAGCUGGUUUAACCCCCCUAUGGUUGUCACGGGCCGUAAGAAGCCACCAGAUCCGUUUGAAGGGAGCCCUGUGGAGCUUUACUAUACUAUUCAACCAGGAGACGAGAAGGGAGAGUGUACCACUGAGGAUAUAAGGAAGGGAAAUGCUAUCCGGCCAGGAAAAGAUGGCAUGGAUGAAACCAUGUCCCACUUACAGAGGAUUGGAUCUGUCAGCCUCUAUCGAGGCCAGGAGACUUCUCAGCUAACUGAGCUACGGCUGGAUAGUAAUAUUGUUGUCUGGUUGCCCUCAAAGCCUGUCAAACAAGGAGAGGUUGUGAAUGUUUAUGUGACAAUUGCCAACAAUUCUACGGUGGAUCAGUUCAUACUCAGGGCAAAGGUGAAGAAAGGUGUAAACAUUCUGAGUGCAAAGACAAGUGACCCCCGGCAGUGGGACGUGAAACAAGAGGUGGGGAAUGGUGGAAAGCAUUCGACCACAACGGUUAUUUGUCAGAGGAUAGCACCAAGUUCAAGGAACAGAAGUAACAGUUUAUUCAAUGAGGUCGUGCAGAUGAACUUUGAAAUAGCCAGUUUCAGCAGCCUUUCUGGAACGCAGCCCAUCACCUGGCAGGUGGAAUAUCCUCGGAAGGGGACAACAGACAUAACCUUGUCUGAAAUCUUCAUCUGCCAGAAGGAUCUUGUUGGAAUAGUUCCAUUGGCAAUGGACACGGAAAUCCUGAACACUGCAAUUCUCACGGGAAAAACAGUGGCAGUGCCCAUCAAAGUGGUCUCCAUUGAGGAGAACAGUGCUGUGACAGACAUCUCUGAAUCAGUUGAGUGCAAAUCCUCUGAUGAAGACGUCCUUAAAGUUUCUGACAGAUGUGACUAUGUUUUUGUCAAUGGCAAAGAAAUGAAGGGCAAGGUGAAUGCGCUUGUGAACUUCACGUAUCAGUAUCUGAGUGCUCCUCUGCAAAUCACAGUCUGGGUUCCACGCUUGCCUCUUCAGAUCGACAUUUCAGACACAGAACUGAGCCAAAUAAAAGGCUGGCGAGUCCCAGUUGUUUCCAACAAAAGACCCACCAGAGACAGUGAUGAUGAGGAUGAAGAUGAGCGGAAAGGAAGAGGAUGCACUCUGCAGUACCAGCAUGCCAUGGUGCGAGUCCUCACACAAUUUGUAGCUGAGGAUUCUAGCCCUUGGGGUCAGCUGAGCUACCUGCUGGGCUCAGAUUGGCAGUUUGACAUUACAGACCUCGUGAAGGAUUUUAUGAAACUGGAGGAUCCUCACAUUGCCAAGCUGCAGGAAGGCAGGAUUUUGACUGGACGGGAAGUAGGAAUGACAACGAUGCAGGUUUUGUCUCCCCUGUCUGACUCCAUCCUGGCAGAGAAGACAGUGACUGUGCUAGAUGACAAAGUGACCAUAACAGACCUUGGAGUCCAGCUGGUGGCUGGGCUUUCACUCUUUCUUCAGCCAAGUGCAGCAAGUAGUCGGGCUAUUGUGGCUACAACCAUUGCCCAAGAGUUGCUUCAUACUCCUAAGCAGGAAGCUGUAGUAAGCACCUGGAUUCAGUUCAGUGACAGCUCCGUGACUCCGCUGGACAUUUAUGACUCUAAGGACUUCUCCCUUUCUGCUGUAUCAUUAGAUGAAGCUGUUGUCUCGAUCCACCAGAACUCUGCCUUAAAAUGGCCAGUUGUGGCAGCAGAAGGUGAAGGUCAGGGCACGUUAAUCAAGGUGGACAUGAUGAUUUCUGAAGCCUGCCAAAAGUCCAAGAGGAAAAGUGUCCUGGCUGUGGGGAAUGGCAAUAUCAAAGUCAAGUUUGGCCAGAAUGAUGCAGACUCUGAUACAGGUGGAGAUUAUGAUGCUGAUGAGAUUGAAAACCAUGCCAGCGACCGGCGGCACAAAGUGUCAGAUCAGGAACGGUAUGGCCAGGAUGGACGAUAUUAUGGUAGCUCUUCAGCAGAGCGAGAGGAAGGCGCCAUCAGGAAAGUCAGCACCACAGCAAAAUCCGUAAUAAAAAAUAAAGUAAUUAAAAAUAAUAGGCUGGAUGGUGGCAAACUCUCGGAUGACAGCCAGCUGCAGAACAUUCCUAUAGACUUCACCAACUUCCCUGCUCAAGUAGACCUACCAAAAGGCAAUGCAGGCAUGGAGGAAAAUGACCUGGUGCAGACACCUAGGGGCCUUAGCGAUUUGGAGAUUGGCAUGUAUGCUCUGCUAGGGGUCUUCUGCCUGGCAAUUCUAGUCUUCCUAAUAAACUGUGCAACAUUUGCACUGAAGUACCGUCACAAGCAGGUUCUGGUGGAAGGACAGGCCACCAUGACCCAUUCCCAUGACUGGGUCUGGCUGGGAAAUGAAGCAGAACUGCUGGAGAACACAGCAGAUGCAUCACCUCAGCAGGAUGAGCACACAACUAUUAUUGACCGAGGCUCGGGUUGCGAGGAGAGCAACCAGCUCCUCAAUGGUAAUGCUCAGAAGAACAUUCAGAGCCAGGUUCACAGGUGUGCUGACUCAGGGGGCAAGCUCGGAAAGGAACAGAAAUCUGAACCUUUACAUUCGCCGACAUCUAAGCGGAAGCGGGUAAAAUUCACGACAUUCACUACCAUCCCACCCGACGAUGGUUGUCCUACUGUCAACUCAAUCCUAAGUAGCAAUGACGAUGACAUUAAGUGGGUGUGCCAGGAUAUGGACCUGGGGGACUCCAAAGAGAUACGAAACUACAUGGAGAAGUUCAAAGACAAAGUGUAGCUCCUUGCUGGUUUUUUUGGGUUUAACCACACCUUGAUGCCUUCAGUUCUACAGUAUAUAUUGGGGCAGAAGAGGGGGAGGGGAAGGAAUCACCAGGAGAAACGAUGAGGCAGUUUAUAUAAUCAGGGAAGGAAAUUUGCCAAACUGUCCAUGGUUUAUUUUUGUUUUUCACUUCAUUUUGGUUUUUCAGCAGUUUUUCUGCUACUCAUGGAUUUAGGAAGUGGAAUAUAAAUAGCAGAAAGGAACAAGGAAAUGGUAUGACCCGUAUGAUGAACCGGGCAAGAUGAGGUUGUGAAAAUUUGUUUUAUGGGUCAUAGAAAUAAUAAUGAUAGUAAUGUUUCAAAGUACCAAAAAUAUUUGUAAAAAUAAAAGAGAGAAUUUAAGAGCAUGAAAAGAAUAAGCAAGAGACAAACAAUAACUUUCCUGUGUUUCUAAUAAAACAUCAAAAUUAUGGACAUAUGACCCACAGGGAGACUUUUUAGAUUGUUACUCAAGCCGUUUCUUUUUUUUCCUUCAUUUGAAGUGAAGAUGUGUCUUUGGCAUUACAUAUGAAGGAGGAAGAAAUUAGCUGGUAUUUUUAUUUUUACUUUUCUGUUUGUCUUGUAAGUUGAAACAGAAUAAUUUUCCCUCUUGUAUUUUUCUUUUAAAUGUCUUGGAAACAGGAAAAUUUUGCAUUCACUAAGUUCACAGUGGACCAAGAACAUUUUGUUUCUAAGGUAGCUAUAAAUAAUCUCCUGCCAUUUAAAGAAUUCAGGGGAUAAGUAUUGAUUAAGAAUUUCCAUGUGGUGUUUCUUCUGAAAGCCUAAGCCUCCAUUGCUUCACCCUAGCUAGAAAUAUGUUCUGUUUGGAAGAAGUAUUCAUUUUACUUUCAGGUUUGGAUUGUUUAUUUAGUUGUUUGUUUUAAAUUUCCACAACCAAAGUUCCUAUGUUUCACCAAGGGAGGAAGGUGCUUUUUUAUGUUAGCUUUUAGGAGUAACAACCAAUGGGAGUGCCCACUGGUGCAUUUUAAAUGUACCUGGAACUGAGACCAUCACAGGCCAAAUAUGUACAGCCUGGAUUUUGGUUUUUUGCGAAGUCCAUGAAUUCAUAGUUUUGUGCGGUAUUUUUCUGUUUAUUCUAAUGUUGCCAGCUCUCAACAAGCUCUGAAAGCGAGAAGAAGAAUGGACAGAAAGACACUGAUUGUCCCAAAACUUUUAUUUCCUUGUACUGGGAGAGCUGGCCUCUGGACAGAUUGUUGGAAGGGAGGGAAAUAUUGCUGAAGCAAGAUCAAGAAAUAUCUGGAGCUAUUUUAUAGAUUUUUUUUGCCAUUGGACCAGCUAAGACUGAAAAUUUUAGACUAGAUAGUAAAGCUGAUGUUUUGAAUAAACAAAUACAAAACCAGUAAUAAAUCUGAAGCAAACACAAAAUAGAGUCAUAGAUUCGUUGUGUAAACUGGCAGAACUGUGUUGACUCAGUGCCAGUUUACACUAAUGGAGGAAAGAGAUCAAAAUCUAUACAAUGAGGAAACCACUGUCAUCCAAAACCUUUUGUAACGAAAAGGAAGAUGGUAUAUCCAGCCUUUUGGAAAGCAGUAUUAUGUCCUGACUGUUAGCCAGAAGCACUUGCAUUGUCCUGUCUUUACUAUGUAUUUCUUUUUUUUUUAUUACUAAACUCAGUAGUUUGGUUUUUUUACUUGGACAAAAUCAAUCCUGCCAGCCAGUAACAUAGAUGGACGUUUUAACAAGAUAUGCCUAGUAUGCAUUGUAGACUGAAAGAAUGUAAUAUUUAUUUAUACAUGUUAUACAAAUUGUAAUUAAAAUGCUUUACAUGGCUUGACAAA
Messenger RNA from Harpia harpyja (harpy eagle), 5597 nucleotides. It is a transcript of the gene TMEM132C, whose product is annotated as transmembrane protein 132C. The transcript is spliced from 9 exons. The record is from RefSeq and is a predicted model, not a curated record. Lineage: Eukaryota; Metazoa; Chordata; Aves; Accipitriformes; Accipitridae. The coding region runs from base 467 to 3778 and encodes 1103 amino acids.